This is a messenger RNA of Wyeomyia smithii (pitcher-plant mosquito), 1036 nucleotides long. RefSeq lists its product as uncharacterized. The coding region runs from base 152 to 1036 and encodes 294 amino acids. The record is from RefSeq and is a predicted model, not a curated record. Lineage: Eukaryota; Metazoa; Arthropoda; Insecta; Diptera; Culicidae. The transcript is spliced from 5 exons.
UUUAAUUUUGCUGUUGAGCGUAGAAAUAAUCUGGAGUGCUUCUGUUAGUUCAAAUCGGAACCGAAAUGAGUACAAUGAAACGAGUGACAAAUCAUUAUCCAGAAAAAAACGCUUUCUGUUGUUUCCAAUUAAUGGACAAGUGGUGAUAACUAUGGCUGGAGCAAAGAAUAUGCUGUAUCCCUCUCCUGCAUCGAAUUUCUUACUUUUGGAAAUUGAUAUGUACUAUCCUCUGCCGGACUAUCGUUACCGUAUAUCAUCACUAAGGUUAGGCACGAUCGCGGAGCUGCCAAAUGCCCCGAAACCAGUCGGCAAUUCAUCUAAAGCAGUACCAACUCCAAUGCCGAUUCCGAUGGAAGCUCCAUCACCAAAAGAUACUCCGCUGCACAUGAAAGACAACUAUUUCGGUUAUGGUCAGGAGGCAUCACCUGCGGAGGUGAAACAAUAUCUUAAAGAUCAUCCGGAUAUUUAUGUUCCACCGGGAUAUGGUCACGAACGUUCGGAUCGGGUUCAAAACGUGUACAUUAGCCCGCAUUAUAAUGGAGAGAUGUCCUCUAAGAACAAAGACGAUUUCCAUGCUCAAGCACUGAAUUUGUGGCACUCAUCUCCGGAGGAUUAUGUUGAAAGAUAUUUCCCGCGGCGGAAACGGUCAAUUGACGGACCGGAAAAGAUUGACUACGAACUUGAGCAUGAAGAGGAUCGAUUUAACAUCAGUCAUCAUCGAGACUGGGAACACUUUUAUCACUAUCGCGAGAGGCGAGAACUUUAUCAUGCAUUGGAGAAAGAAGUUGGCGAAAGAUUUGACUUUCCGAUGAAGGCUUGUAUUCUGAGAUCGAUUUGCGAAGUCCGUAAAAUGAUGCCUGCAACCGGAAAAUCAAUGAUGGUUGACAUUGCCCGUACUGUUUUCAGUCUCCCUUUGAAGGAAGAGUUAGAGGAUGAAUAUAGUGCUGCAAUGCGUCAUGAGGAACCUGACUGUCACAAAAUGUACGGAAAGAAAUGCCCCCUUAGUAUAAUUCAACUGUUACUGUACGAUCCGUAA